AUGCCUCCCAGGAGAAAACCCUUGGGAUUUGUUACCAGCAGCCAGAUCAUUGAUGUCAAGCUCAAUCUCAAGGAAGACAAUUCCUGUGUUUCAGAUGCUGUGUUCCCCAGGCUCUGGCCCUGGGUAUUGGGAUUCGCUGUGCCUCUGUGUCUCCUGGCUGCUGGAACAACCAUUUGUGUUCUCUUUGUUCAAAUUAGAAGAAAACUAGCUGCACUCACUAAAGAACUUGAGCAAAGAAAAGCCCUGGGCAUGAAAAGGCUGAAAAAAAUAAAAAAAUAUGCAGAAGACAUAACACUGGAUGAGGACACUGCACACCCUCUCCUCAAAGUAUCAUGGGGCAGAAAAUAUGUGAGAUCUGUUGUGGAAAAACAAGAUGUUCCUGACAAUCCUGAGCGGUUUGACACUCACAGGGCUGUUCUGGGGGAGAACAGCUUCUCUGCUGGUGACCAUUACUGGGAGGUGGAUGUACAAUUGAAGGACAGGUGGACAAUAGGACUGUGUGUGGACUCAGUCAGGAGGAAAGGAGACAUCUCUGUUUGUCCUGAAAAUGGGUUCUGGGCACUUUCCCUUGAGAAAGAUGAGUACAAGGCACUCUCUACCCCCCCUUCCAUUCUUAAUGUUCCAAAAUGCCCUGACAUUGUGGGUAUUUUUCUGCAGUAUGAGAAAGGAUUGAUCUCUUUCUACAAUGUGACAGAUUGUAGCUUUCUUUUUACUUUCAAAAACAUGUUCACUGAACCCCUGAGGCCAUAUUUCUACCCUGGACAAUGUAUUAGUGGAAACAUGGGGGGCCUCCAACUCCCCAAGUUUCAGUGACAGAUCCUGUCAUUGCUGUGGGGCACAGCUGAGACACCACAGGGUGUCCUCAAGGGCCAUGAGAGCAUCAGAAACCCCACCUAGGAGGCUGCAGUCAGGGGAGCCAGGAUCUGCCUCAGGCCCAGACUCCUCCAGACUUUGGGGAAACUCAGAGUGACCCUUUGUACUGUCCCCUCUGUGCUGCCCUCAUCCACACCUCAUCCUCCCGGAAUGCACUUUCCUUAUUGCGUUGGCUUUAGGACAAAACGCAAAGUUCUCUGAACAGAUUUUUCCCAGAUAUCAGUUAAAAGUCUGAGACUAGGGGGGUUGGGCGGUAGUACAGUGGGUUAAGUGCAGGUGGCGCAAAGUGCAAGGACCAGGGUAAGGAUUUUAGUUGGAGUCCCCAGCUUCUCACCUGCAGGAGCUAACUUCACAAGCUGUGAAGCAGGUCUGCAGGUGUCUGUCUUUCUCCCCACCUCUGUCUUCCCCUCCUUUCUCCAUUUCUCUCUGU
Molecule: messenger RNA, 1303 nt
Organism: Erinaceus europaeus (western European hedgehog)
Lineage: Eukaryota; Metazoa; Chordata; Mammalia; Eulipotyphla; Erinaceidae
Product: butyrophilin subfamily 2 member A2-like
Exons: 5
Coding region: 1-813 (270 amino acids)
Molecular function (GO): protein binding
Source: RefSeq, a predicted model, not a curated record